Molecule: messenger RNA, 3939 nt
Organism: Oryzias latipes (Japanese medaka)
Lineage: Eukaryota; Metazoa; Chordata; Actinopteri; Beloniformes; Adrianichthyidae
Source: RefSeq, a predicted model, not a curated record
AAAAAUAUAAACGGUUCGAAUCUUCUCGCUUUUUGUCGGGCGAUUCUUGCAGAAAGUGGUCACAUUUUGACAUACAGCUGUUACAUUUUGGUUUCUGCGUCGGUCGUUUUUCUGAGGUGAGUCCGGCGGAUUCCUGUCCUGUUAGCUUCUCGAGCUAAUGUUAUAGCUGCCUGACUGAAUUCUUAAGCGAACCCCGCCGUUUUUGGGGGAUUUUUACUCACCUACGGCUCACGGCUUAAGUUCAGGUGAGGCACAUCAGGGCUGCUGUGUGACUGUUGUUCCUGGGAAGACGUCUUUCUGUAAACAGACCGCAGGAGGAGAGCUGAGCCGAGCUUUGCCUUUGCCCGUUUCCUUGAGCUUCAGGUGGUCCGGCCUUCUCAGGUGAGCAGGGACCUUCAGAUCCGGAUGUUGCUCCUGUGAUUCCUCCUCCUGCAGCUGGCGGUGCUGAGUUCAAAGGCCCUCGGACUUUCUCUGGUCGCAUCUCUGCAGGACACGCUCCCUGGGGUUCUCCACAGCCCUCCACCAUGUCUUCCAACUAUCCUUACCAGCGGUCGCUGCCUGACUCUGACCUCCGGCCUGACUCUGACCUCCGGCCUGACCCACGUCGUUCCAGCGCUGCACCAGACGCCAACCUUUACAGACGACCUCGGGAGUCUUUCCCUGCGCCCUUGUAUUCCCUGUCGUCAUCCGGGGGUUCUGUGGCGCCGCAGCUGCCUCCGUCUUCUCAGGAUGGCGUCCUCGGCAUCCUGAGCAGCUGCGGUCUGGAACCUGAAGACCUGUCUCUCCUUGCCAAGCUGCCCGAGGACGUCCUCACUGUGGACUCGCUGCCGCAGAUCCUCCAGCAGAUCAAAGGCAAGAGGGGCAGCGGUGAACCCUUUCCUCCCACCGCCUCCUCUUCCUCCAGCUUCGCCCCUCGGCCCGUGGCCAGCUUUUCCCACAGGGAAAGGGAUGAGCAGCACAGCCAGCUGGUUCAAUACCCGCUUGGCCACAUCUCAUCCUCCAAGUCAGACAUCCCCUCCAACCGCUGGGAAAGUGCCUCAACCUUCAGCGCUGUCAGGUCCCCACCUUCAUCCUCUUCCUCAUUCAGACACAAGACAGACUUCGACUACAGGCCCCGUCACUCUGAUUAUGGUAAGACUGCUCUGACCCCCACAGCUGGACCAGCACCACAAGUCAUUCCCUCUCGCGCGUCGGGUCUCCGACCACACGAACACAGAGCAGUUCCUCCUGCUAAUGAGCGCCGGCCCAAAGCCUGGGAGGCCAGGUCCUCCUCUGGAUUUUCGUCUGGAAGGAGCAGCAGGUUCUCCAGCUCGAUGCCUUCAAAGAAAGAGGCGCAGGACUUCCACGGGAAGGCUCCUGAAGUGUACCCAUACUCAUGCUCUCUGUGUGACAUCACUGUGCUCUCUGAGAGGGCCUGGACCCAGCACACAAACUGCACUCAGCAUGCAGACGGACAGCUCAAACUGCUGCAGAGGUUUCCUCACUGGGACUGUCGUCUGGAGAGCAUCAGCAGCGAUGACAGCAAAUCAGAGAGGUGGAAGGAUGAAGGGACGCUCGCUCGACCAGCUAAAAGGCCAGAGGAAAAGAACCAGAAUCAGAACCAAGCUCCGCAGUCAAAUAAGGCGCCGCAGAAGCCGGCCUCGGAUAAAGGGAAGGUGGUUUGUGUGAAGUUUCCGGCUCAGUCUGUUGACGAGGCGUAUCUCAGAAAACUGACAGAACCUUUUGGAAAAAUCCUUCAGAUCGUGAUGUUUCCGUCUUUGGCGUUUGUGGAGCUCGGAUCCAUCGAUCAGGCGAAGGACUUGGUGAAGUUUCACACCAACUAUCCUCCCACCGUUAAUGGAAAGCAGAUUGAGUUUAGCAUCUCCGGUGCCUUCAGCUUUCUACAGAGCUCCCAGGUGGUGAGCUUCACUCCGGCUCCGGAGGGAAAAGACGGAUUCUCGGAUCUGAUCAGCAUAGUGAAGCGCUUCGGACCACCGCUCUACACUCUGGUGCUGCCGUCCAAGGUGUUCGUUGAGAUGAAAAGCUCUGCUGAUGCUCAGAAGCUGGUCAACUAUUAUUCCUCAAACAAGCUGAAGAUCAACGACGACAUCAUCCAAGUGGCCUUCUCCAACGAGUACAAGAGCCUGCUGAACGUUUCAUUAGCCAGGAAGUAUGAAGAGGAGGAACCAACGAAGGACUCUGACCCUAAGCCCAGGUCUGGAGACCAGGACAGAAGAAGGAAAAGGACCAGAAGCAAGUCCAGGUCAAGAGGAAGAUCCAGAGGUUCAAAGAGCUCCAGAACCCGGUCAAGAUCCAGACAAAGAUCAGAGGGAAGCAAGAAGAGCACGUCCAGAUCAAGAGACAGCAAAACGUCCAGAAGUCACGGUAGAACCAGGUCCAGGUCCAAGUCCAAAGAACGCUCAGAGGGAAGAAAAAGGAGCAGAACCAGGUCCGCGUCCAUAGAACAAUCCAGCAACUCCUCCAGACAGAACCAGAAUAAAGAGAACUCAAAAGAACCAGAAACUCCUCUCACAGUGGAGCUCCAGACGAUCACAGGUGACAUCCAACACCAAGAACCUGCUGGUGAGGAUGAGGAGGACAGCAUGUCCACCGACGGGUGUGACAAGGGGAUGGAGGUGAUCGCAGAGGACGGGAGGAUGAUCAAGGAUGAGGAUGAAGAAAUCCUGAAAGAGGGAGAGGACAUGGAGGAAAGUGCUGUGGAGAACAGGACCUCUGAAGACAUGUCAGCCUCAUCUGAGAGAGAAGAGGAGAAGAAAAUGGAAACUGAGGAUGAGGAGAAGACUUCCGCGCGAGCAGAGGAGAUGGACGUGAAGGAUGCAGGCGCCGAAGAUCAGGAGCAGCUCAUGACUGAGGAGAAAGAGGGAGAGGAGGAGAGACUGAGGGAGAUAAAGGAGGAGGAGACGGAGGAAGCUGGUUUCCCCCUGAACCUGGAGGACUGCAUCACUCUGGAUGAAGUUCACUCAGAUGAUGAAGGUGAAGGUGACGGAGGUGAAGCGUCUCAGCUGGAGUCCAGCAGGGUGGUGUCCUUCAGCGCCGUGCCGCAGGGCUGCACCGACGCAGAGCUCAUCAAAGUCAUGAAAGGCUUUGGGACGGUGGUUCGAUACCUGUUGAUCCGGGAGCAGCGGCAGGCCUUGGUGGAAAUGUCGAGUCCCUCCGAGGCUCAAACUGCUGCAGAGGAGCUGAACUCCAACUGCAUCAGCAUCAAUGGCUGCCGGCUGACCGGCUCUGUGUCACAGGAAAAUACCAGACUCACCGACGGGUGGGACGUUAAAGGUGACGAAGACGAGGAGAGGAGGAGUGGGCAAAGUGACAGGAGAACCUCAGAACCAGAGGAGAAGCCAUCUGAGGAGGUUCAUGAGAAAGACGCAUCAGAGACGGAGGUUCAGGAAGGAGAGGAGACGCCAGAGACGAGUCAAGAGACUCCUUCAGACAAGACAGGAGAAAAUAAAACUGAGGGGAAAGAGACCAGAGAGACUCCAGCAAACAAAACGGUUCCCGAAGAAAAGAAUCCACCUGAAGAUCAGGAUCUCCAACAGCAAAGAGACGCCGAGAAGCUGAGCGACUCCCAUGAACCUGAAGUGAGGGAUCCAGAGGGAUCAGAUCAUCCAGAAACCGCUGAACAGAAUGCUGUGGCGGCGCCACCAUUUGCACCUGCAGGGGGCGCCACUGAAGCAGAAAGACUUUCCAAAGCCAUUGGAGCUGAGUUUGUGCGUCCCGUUGUGGGUUAUUACUGCAAUCUGUGUCAGCUGAUCUUCUCUGACGAGGACGAGGCAAAGGGGGACCACUGCCGCACGCCGGCCCACUAUGCCAAAUACCAGGAGAAGACGGGAAAAGAUCCGUGGACGAGCUGAACUCAGACUGAAGAUCGUCACUGCAGAACUCAAAAGAAAACGGGAUGUUAAAAUGAUUCAAGUUGUAAAAAUAAAUAAAUGUUCGACU